AUGACCUCACAGGGAUUGCUAGAGAAUCUCUCUCUCUCUCUCUCUCUCUCUGUGUGUGUGUGUGUGUGUGUGUAUGGAGGAGGUGAGGCUUUGUCCAAUCACCACACGGUGGAGCAGAGCCACUCCAAACUUCUCACCUUCUCACCGCAUGAAACACUAAAACAAAAUCUUAUGGCAGUUGUUCCGCCUUUCCUACAAUCACUGUCUUUCUUUCAAACCCUGAACACAAAUAAAACCGCUUCAUCCCCGCGUGUGAACUCUGGGAAGUGUGUGUGUGUGUGUGUGUGUAUCUGUGUGUCGAUGGUUUGGUCAUCCAACGGCUGCUGCGGAUCUCCGGGGUAUCUCUCGGACAGCGGAGCGGCUCGCGACUCCGAGCUCAACCUGAGCCCGACCGGACACUCAGUGGUGGCUGCGUGUCUCGGGCUCAUCGCCACCUUCGGCUUUGUGAGCAAUCUGCUGGCGCUCGUGCUGUUCGGCCGCCACAAGGCGCUGCGCUCUCCCAUCAACCUGCUGCUCAUAAACAUCUCAGUGAGCGACAUGCUCGUGUGCGCGCUGGCCACACCGUUCAGCCUCGCCGCCAGCACGCGCGGACGCUGGCUGGCGGGACGCACCGCGUGCGUGUGGUACGGGUUCGCCAAUUCGCUCUUCGGUGAGUAUGCGCUUGUGCAUCGUAUCUCCCUGGCCGUGCUUUCCUAUGAGCGCUACUGUACCAUGAUGUGUCCUUCCGAGCCCGACGUCACCGACUACAGGAAGGUUGCAGUAGGAGUCAUGCUGUCCUGGGUCUACUCCCUCAUCUGGACUCUCCCACCCUUCUUCGGUUGGAGUCGCUACGGACCCGAGGGCCCCGGAACCACCUGCUCGGUGGACUAGAUGGCCAAGACAACCAACAACAUCUCCUACAUCAUCUGCCUCUUUAUCUUCUGCCUCAUCCUCCCCUUCCUCGUCAUUGUUUACUCUUACGGGAAGCUGCUGCAUGCUAUCAAACAGGUGAGCAGCUUGAAGACGUCCACCGGCCGAAAGAGGGAGCAUCGGGUCCUCAUCAUGGUCAUCACGAUGGUGGUGUGCUACCUGCUCUGCUGGCUCCCAUACGGUAUCAUGGCCCUGGUGGCUACGUUCGGAGCUCCGGGUCUGGUGACAGCCGAGGCUAGCAUCGUGCCCUCCAUCCUGGCCAAGACCAGCACCGUCAUCAACCCCAUCAUCUACAUCUUCAUGAAUAAGCAGUUCAACAGAUGCUUCAGAUCUUUACUCAAAUGUGAAACACCCCGACAAGCCUCUGUUCUGAAGAGCUGGUCCAAAGCAAACAAACCCACGAGACGCACCGACAACAACCUGACCUUCAUGGCUGGAUCAGGCGAUCACAGAUCAGCAGCACCCAGUUCCUCCAAGAGCAACAAGCAGCCUCUGUCCACAGACUCGGCCAGACCUCCGGCGCUGUCCCUCGUGGCUCAUUACAACGGCUAGUUCUGAGAGUAAGACUCUGCAAUGCGACAUACAAACCUCCUGUUUUGUACUCUGGAAAAAAAAAUGAACUGCUGGCUUGAGAUCCAGAACCUCAUCGGAUUUUUGAAAAGCUCACAACUGAUCACCUCAAUUUCUUUAUCUGAUCUUUGUAGCUAAAAAAUAUCACCUUCCUCAAAAGACCUCCAGUGUGUGCAAAAAUUAAUGUGUGCUCUUCAAAUUCCUACAAGCCUACAGCUUGGGUCUUUUUUUUCCUCCCAAGAAACUUUGUUAAUUAUAUUUGUCCUAUCUACUUCUCUACUUCUUUGACAGAACAUGGAAGCAAGGUUUUUCUGUUAUCACAGACUACAAGCAUUUUUACAGUCGAAGAAAGACUUUGUAUUGAAAUUAUGGAUACAUAUACACUAUAUUGCCAAAAGUUUUGGGACGUCUGCCUUUACAUGCACAUGAAUGUAAUAUGGAGUUGUCCCGCCCUUUGCAGCUAUAACAACUUCAACUCUUCUGGGAAGGCUUUCCACAAGGUUUAGGAGUGUGUUUAUGGGAAUUUUUGACCGUUCAUCUAGAAGCGCAUUUGUGAGGUCAGGCACUGAUGUUGGACGAGAAGGUCUGGCUCACAGUCUCCGCUCUAAUUCAUCCCAAAGGUGUUCUAUGGGGUUGAGGUCAGGACUCAGUCAAGUUCCUCCACACCAAACUCACUCAUCCAUGUCUUUUUGGACCUUGCUUUGGUCACUGGUGUGCAGUCAUGUUGGAACAGGAAGGGGUCAUCCCCAAACUGUUCCCACAAAGAGCAUGAAAUUGUCCAAAAUGUCUUGGUAUGAAGCUGAAGCAUUAAGAGUUCCUUUCAUUGGAACUAAGGGGCCGAGCCCAAACCCUGAAAAACAACACGUGGAUUCAGUGAUUUGGAGGGGUGUCCCAAACCUUUUGGCAAUAUAGUGUAUAUACAUACAUAUAUUUAUUACAUCAUCAGUCACGAGCGCAUUCACGUCAGCUCUCUAAUUCAUAUACAGGAGAAGUUCUUAUUCAGCGCUAGUUAAAUGGGUCAGAGAUUGAGGCUAAUGCUGUCUGCUAUCACACUUAAUAACUGUAAUUCAAGCAGCCUGGUCUUUUACUGCUGCAAGAAUUAAAGAGAAGUAUAUACAUCAAUCAGCCUUAAGAUUGAACCCACCGAGAGGUGACGUAAAUAACAUCUGAUUAUAUAUAAAUCGUUACAGUGGAACCUGUCAAUCAAAGUGUUUCCAUUUACAUUUGUCAUUCUGCAUUGGUUUAUUUUUAGACACUGUUAUACUGCACUAUUACUAAACAGUUAAUGUUUCCUUUUGCUUGAAAUUCUUAUAUUUUUAUGUGUAUUCUUAUAGGUUUUCACGAUUGCUUUAUGCUACUAUGCACCAAUAUGCAAAGGCAAACUCUUUGUACAGGUAAAACCCACAGUACUUCGCAAUAAAGCUGAUCCUGUUCUGAUUCUGAAGAAGUAGGAUAUAUUAGGCAGUAGUUACUUCUGGAAGUUCAGGAAAACAUGGGAAAUCAGAAAGAUCUGAGCGAUUUUGACCACUAGUGAUGGACGGAUAGAUAACUGGGAGAAUCAGAGCAGAUGAUUCAUGAUGCAUCUUCAAUCUGUCUAUGAUGAUCGUCUAUCUAUCUAUCUAUCUAUCUAUCUAUCUAUCUAUCUAUCUAUCUAUCUAUCUAUCUAUCUAUCUAUCUAUCUAUCUAUCUAUCUAUCUGUCUGUCUGUCUGUCCAUAUGUCUUUCUGUCUGUCUAUCUAUCUGUCUGUCUGUCUGUCUGUCUAUCUAUUUAUUGUGAGAUAAUUUUUUAGGCCUAUAUGAAUUUGUGUGAUUGUAAAAGGAUGAGGCGACAUCAUGAGUAGUUUUGAACACCAUUUCUGUUAUUGUUUUAAUGAAGUAAGGUCCACAAGAAGGACACAUUGUCUGUUAAAUAUGAAUAGUCUUUGCGAGUCUUAUCAAAAACAAAUCCAUUCUUAACGCCUCUAAAGUUGAAAUUAAAGUCAAGGUCAGGUAGUCCGCUCAGAGCAGUGUGAGAUCUGUGGAACUCCUACAGCUGAAGUCUGGGAGAAUCGGGGCUUUGUUGAAGCACACUGAUAAAGGUUUGGGGAAAAUCCAGUUCACCCCAGGUCAAAGCUAAAACAUAUCAUUCAAAAUACAUAAAUUAGUUAUAAGCUUAGAAUAAUUAACGUGGAAAAGGGAGGGUGACUCUGACAUACACAUGAUGUCUUCUCAACACGAAAAUGUUUCACAUGAAUAAAACCCAAAAACAUAAUGAUAGGGAUAAGACACCCAUUACAC
Messenger RNA from Hemibagrus wyckioides, 3755 nucleotides. It is a transcript of the gene tmtopsa, whose product is annotated as teleost multiple tissue opsin a. The record is from RefSeq and is a predicted model, not a curated record. Gene Ontology annotation, biological process: G protein-coupled receptor signaling pathway. Gene Ontology annotation, cellular component: membrane; photoreceptor outer segment. Lineage: Eukaryota; Metazoa; Chordata; Actinopteri; Siluriformes; Bagridae. Gene Ontology annotation, molecular function: G protein-coupled receptor activity.